This is a messenger RNA of Fraxinus pennsylvanica, 597 nucleotides long. NCBI's taxonomy places the organism in Eukaryota, Viridiplantae, Streptophyta, Magnoliopsida, Lamiales, Oleaceae. The record is from the annotation of a GenBank genome assembly.
AUGGCUGUAAAAUCGGGUCGGAGCCACAGUAUUCCGGCGUCAGAUCGGGUUACCGGGCGUUCCUUUCGGGGCUCCAUAUUCUUUGUUGGUUCUCUUACGAUCUCCGUUUUACUUUUCCUUACUAUCUCAUUUCUUUUCACGUCCUCUUCCAAUCCUGCCGACAUCAACUCUGGUUUUUCUGUUGCUUCAUAUGGAUUUAGCUCGGGAUCAGUCAGAAGAUCAGUUCUGGCACUAAAAUCGGAUCCAUUAAAGCCUCGGAUCGAUCAGAUCCGAAAACAAGCAGGGGAUCAUAGAAGUUUAGCUUUAGCUUAUGCUUCCUAUGCGCGGAAACUCAAACUUGAAAAUUCAAAGCUUGUUAGGAAUUUUGCGGAACUCUCUCACAAUUACACCGAUCUGCUCUCAAAAGCUUCUUAUCAAGCAUUAUUUGAUGCAGAGACGAAUUCAAUUGACGAGUCAGUGCUGAGGCAGUUUGAGAAAGAUGUGAAAGCACAAAUUAAAGUCACACGACAAGUGAUUUCCGAGGCGAAAGAAUCUUUUGAUAAUCAGCUGAAGAUUCAUAAACUGAAGGAUAAUAUCUUUGCAUUAAAUGAACAGUAG